Molecule: messenger RNA, 3613 nt
Organism: Tribolium castaneum (red flour beetle)
Lineage: Eukaryota; Metazoa; Arthropoda; Insecta; Coleoptera; Tenebrionidae
Gene: Syp
Product: Syncrip
Exons: 11
Coding region: 309-2255 (648 amino acids)
Cellular component (GO): nucleus; ribonucleoprotein complex
Molecular function (GO): mRNA binding
Source: RefSeq, a predicted model, not a curated record
GCGCGAAUUGCGUCUUUGUUUUAGCAACAGGCGGCCGAGGUCGAUAAAAUAAAAAAGAAAAAGAAAGAAAGAAAUCGGCCGAUGAUAAUAAAAAUAAUUUCGGUUGUGAGUGCAAGUGUGAUACGGGCUUUAUAUCGCGGAACGCGCAUUGGUUGGCGGCCGAACAGUUGCGCAUCGCCGUGUUACCCGGGUCACGUUGACGUAGCCAUUGCAGUCACGGCCGCCAUUUUAAAUUAUAUAAAGUUUAUGUUAUUUUUAGGGUUUUUUGUGUAAAUUUUGUGUGCGUUUAAAAUUGCGUUACAAAGGCUAUGGCCGAAGGAAAUGGUGAAUUAUCAGAAGAGCCAAUGAAAAUUGAAGGGGAACCCGAGAGAACCGAAGACUAUCAAAAAUUAAUAGAAUAUGGCCUCGAUGAGAAGGUGGCUGCUAAGUUAGACGAGAUUUAUAAGACUGGAAAACUAGCACAUGUCGACCUCGAUGAGAGAGCUCUCGAUGCUCUCAAGGAGUUUCCCGUCGAUGGGGCCCUUAACGUUCUGGGCCAGUUCCUGGACUCGAAUUUGGAACAUGUCUCGAAUAAAUCGGCUUAUCUUUGCGGCGUUAUGAAGACCUAUCGGCAGAAGAGUCGCGCCGGUUCGAGUCAAGGGACGACAACUCCUGCACCCGCUCCUGUCAAAGGACCCGACGAAGAGAAGAUCAAGCAGAUUUUGGACAGGACGGGAUAUACGUUGGAUGUCACCACUGGUCAACGCAAGUAUGGAGGUCCUCCGCCAGGAUGGGAUGGGUCGCCUCCAGGUGCCGGCUGUGAAGUCUUCUGCGGGAAGAUCCCGAAGGAUAUGUACGAGGAUGAAUUGAUCCCACUGUUUGAGGGUUGCGGCACGAUUUGGGAUUUGAGAUUGAUGAUGGACCCAAUGACCGGCACCAACAGAGGGUAUGCAUUCGUGACGUUUACGACACGUGAUGCUGCCCAGCAAGCCGUCCAAAAGCUCGAUAAUCACGAAAUCAAACCCGGCAAGACCCUGAAAAUUAACAUUAGUGUUCCGAACCUCCGACUUUUCGUGGGCAACAUACCAAAGUCUAAAGGCAAAGAGGAGAUACUGGAAGAGUUUGGUAAAUUAACAGCCGGCCUUGUGGAAGUCAUCAUCUACAGCUCACCGGACGACAAGAAGAAGAAUCGCGGCUUCUGUUUCCUAGAAUAUGAAUCGCACAAAGCCGCUUCGUUGGCCAAGCGUCGACUGGGCACUGGACGAAUCAAAGUUUGGGGUUGUGACAUCAUUGUCGAUUGGGCUGAUCCACAAGAAGAACCAGACGAACAAACCAUGUCGAAGGUUAAAGUCUUGUACGUACGAAAUUUAACGCAAGAAAUCAGCGAAGAGAAACUCAAAGAAGCGUUCGAGGCCUAUGGAAAAGUAGAACGUGUUAAAAAAAUUAAAGAUUACGCCUUUAUACAUUUUGAAGAUCGGGAAAAUGCCGUUAAAGCCAUGGAAGAAUUAGAUGGGAAAGAGAUGGGCGGGUCCAAUAUAGAAGUAUCGUUAGCUAAACCUCCGUCCGAUAAAAAGAAAAAGGAAGAAAUUUUAAGAGCGCGUGAACGACGUAUGAUGCAAAUGAUGCAAGUGCGUGGAGGAAUGAUGCCAGGUGCUAUGCCUCUGAGGGGACCACCUGGACAGGGAGCGAGGAGCGGUGCCGGUAUGAGAGGACCGAUGGGCCGUGGGGAUUACGAUUAUGAUUACGACUAUUACGGGUACGGGGAUUAUCGAGGCGGCUACAGUGACCCAUAUUAUGAUGACUAUUACCGGUAUGAAGAUUACUAUUAUGAUUAUCCGACGGCGCCGACGCAAUCCCGAGGGAGAGGCCGGCAACCACAACCGGAACUGGAUGAAGGAGGCACGUUGAGUUCGACCAGCGUGUUCUACGAAGUUAGCAGUGGGAAUCAGGCUGGCCGUGGGCGUGGGGUGGUGGCACGUGGCCGGGCCGGUGGGCCCCCAGCCCGUGGGGCGGCGGCCAACAGAGCGGGCCGGGGAGGAGUAGCAGGGGGCCGUGGGGCAGCACGCCAAACCGCUCGUGGGGGAGUGGGCCGCGCCAAGGGAAGUUUACCAGCAGGUAAACGGAAAUUUGACGGGGGUCACCAGAACCAAGGGGAGACAAAGCGCAGAUACCAGAGCAACUGGGGUAGCCAGCCCCUCCCGCAGCAGCCGCUGGGGGCGGACGUCAAUGGAGAGCAGCAGGCGUGGUACCAGGAUUCGUACGGGUCCUGGAGCUAAGUGAUAGGACAGUGCAGCCCACGGUGGGACUGAGUGCGAGUGGCCCUACGUCUGGGCAAGGGUGGGCGCACCCUCUAGUGCCUGCUGGUGUGCGCCUGCGCCCUACAUAGAGGAACCCAACAGCUGAUGGUGUCCCCAUACUAUUAAUUCAUUGAUAAUAUCUAUCUGCAUUCGUUUUUUUUUAAAUAAUAAUUUGUUGAUUUGAUUACUUCGUAUGCCAUGUUGGAUUUUUCUAAAUUUUUUAACUGUAUCGUUUGAAAUUCAUUUUGAAAAUUAAAUUGUAUAAGUUAUUUUUUUUUAUUAUGUUUUAAUGUUAUUUGGGUGAUGUGUCCCCUUGCUCUGGAGGUUACAUCGCAGGGACGUCGCCCGUCGUUAUAGUCUCGGUGCAGGUUGGCGUCCCGACACAUGGGACGGACAGUCUGCACUUUAUUCUAAUUUUUUCUUGUGUUUUUUUUUAUUACUUUUUAUUACUUAAUUGCAACCCGACAUCCCAGGUGUCACAUCACUGCAUAGAUUCGGUUAUAAUCGUGGUUUUGUAAAUUAAAUAAAUUCGUCUGUUGGCUGUUUUACUGAAACACUGACUGUAUGGAAGAAGCAUGGGUUUGGCACUGUUUAGCGCGAUCGGUGGCCGAUCACCGAUCGGGCAGGGCAUGGAGGGACUGCACUCGGUUCAUGCAGUGUCCUGACUAAGACCGUUGCUCAUGAAACGAGUGAGUUUUAUUAUAUGUAUAAUAUAAUUAUAUAUUUUAUUCCUGCAAAUGCAUUUUUGCAUUGUGAUGUAUUUUAGCAGUAAUUUAAGGAGUUUAAAAGCAUAUACUUCUGUUUCCGGCACCGGAUUAACAAUUACAGUUCAGCUCCAGACAGAAAUAUUACAGCUAAAACACUCAUUUGCAAUGUUAGGCUCAAUAUCAUGGUUAAUGAUUUUUUUUAUUUAACAAUAAUUGUAUCGAUUAAUUUUAUUGAUGAUUUGCUUUUUGCUUCCCCGGCAUAUCCCUUUCAGUACUACACACUGUAACAAAGUUGAUCUGUCCUUUUAAUCUUUAGUGUGAUGUAGCUAAUCAAUUGACAUUAUACUGUAUUAGAAUUAUAUACAUUCUAUCACUAGUAACACAAAUUGCCAUUCACUACAACUACUCCAACCAGCUGAUUGUGCGUGGUGGUGCUUGUUCGCAAGCCCGCCACAGGGUGAUCCAAAUCGGCCGGCCGUCGCUGACUGUUACUGUACUGUAUUAAUGGUCGGAGUUGCCAGCUUCGAAAACUCGACGACUUGUUAUGAUGUAUAUCGUCUAUCAAUUAAUUCUGAGAGGACUGAUGAUUUAUAUGUCUCAAUAAACAGUUGUAUGUGUAUUACAUUUUAA